GAGAGAGAGAGGAGAGAGAGACGGGGUGAAGGAGAGGCAACGGAGUGACACAGACGAAGAAAGCAGGUUGAGAAAACAGGGACUGUGAGAAAAGAGUCAAACGAUAAGGAGAGAAAGAAAGCAGGAGUGAGGGAGUGAAAAACAGCCCGACAGGGAGAAUGGAACAGUUAGGCUAGAGACCAGAGACCAGAGAGAAAAAGAAACUACGAGGGUGAAUCAGGGAAAACUCCAGUCCGGUCAUGGAAGCAGAGCUGGAAGAAGAGGACGGGAGUUUCACUAACAUCUCCCUCGCCGAUGACAGACCUACAGGGGACAGAGGAACUGCAGUCCUGCUCACCAAACAGGACAACGAGGACUUCACCAUGAACUGUUACAUCGAUGACAUGGAGAACCAGGUUGAGAUGGAGGAGAAGACGAGGCUCAUCAACCAGGUGCUAGAGCUACAACACACACUGGAAGACCUGUCAGCACGUGUGGAUGCGGUCAAAGAGGAGAACCUGAAGUUGAAGUCGGAGAACCAGGUUCUAGGCCAGUACAUCGAGAACCUCAUGUCGGCCUCCAGCGUGUUCCAAACCACCGACAACAAGAGCAAACGGAAGUAACCCACGGCGACCAAGGGGAGUUGAGACCACCUACAAUAGCCUGGUAGCAGGUCUGUUUGUGCCGACACAAACCGUAGGCAUGAUGGCACAGACAGACUGGCACUCAGGCUACCUGCAACAUCUCCUCCCCAAAUGACAGCAGAGGAGGUAGAAGAUGUUUGUGACCACAGUUCUAGGGACAGAUAUGGGCGUGUUCCAAAUGGCAGAUUAUUUCCUAAGUAGUGCACUAUGUAGUGUACAGAAUGCCAUACGCUCUGGUUAAAAGUAGUGUACUAUGUAGUGUACAGAAUGCCAUAAGCUCUGGUUAAAAGUAGUGUACUAUGUAGGGAAUAGGAUGCCAUAAGCUCUGGUUAAAAGUAGUGUACUAUGUAGUGUACAGAAUGCCAUAAGCUCUGGGUAAAAGUAGUGUACUAUGUAGGGAAUAGAAUGCCAUAAACUCUGGUUAGACGUAGACUAGUCUGAUCCUAGAUCUGUGGUUAGGGGCAACUUCUAAUUCCAGACCCCAAAAUCCUCCCUCCACUCCAACUACACCCCUAAGAGUCCAGUUUACAUUCUUGUUUGACGUCUUUUUACCCUCCUCCUAACAUAAACCCCCCCCACAUGAUUUAACUGGUUUUAUAAUUCAUCUAAUAACACUGUUUUGUGUUGUCAUGUCAACGGCAUCUCUAAGGAGUUAUGACAUCAGACCUUUUUUAUUUUGAUGACUGGUUGGAAGGAAACUGGACAUGUUGGAUAUGAAUAUGGCCAAACUCCUGGCCCCAAAAUAUGAAUCAAACAUAUUGAAUGACAUGUCAAUGUAAUACAAUAAUAUAAUAACGCAUCCCGUCGACGGUUCUCUCAUCUGAUUGGUCAAAAGGUUACUAAGUGUCUGUUUUUUAAUGUUGAUCAACACAAACAUUAUGAAAUAUGAUUCUGUAUGACAUAUUUUUUUGUAAGCAAAGUACUACUAAGAUACUCCGAUGUGUGUUGUCGUCCCUGGUAUGCUACUCAUUCCACCAGGAAUGGGAUUCCUAAUUCAUAUCGUCACCAUGGAGUGCUGUGUGGAGUCAGUAGGUGAAGGACAAAGCACAGUGAACGUGUAUUCUGCUGUACGUAACAAACGAUGCCCUCUUGAAUGCAACCCUGGACUAGGGUCAAGUUACACUACAGGGUGAGACGGCCUCCUUUACCUAUGAUGGUGGAGCGAGGGAGGAGACGGGGGGAGGAAAGCAGGAUAGAGUGAGGGAGGACAGAAGAGAGCUCUGCUUUUUACAGUUAAGAACCUUGAGUGAUAUUGAUUAGAACACUCAGGCUGUAGAACACUCCGGAAGGUUCCGUCAGUGCAUUAACACAGAGCUGCUGAUAGUAAUGGACUGUGGAAGCAUGACUGUGCUGUCCUAGGCUGGUUAUAGUAAUGGACUAUGGAAGCAUGACUGUGCUGUCCUAGGCUGGUUAUAGUAAUGGACUAUGGAAGCAUGACUGUGCUGUCCUAGGCUGGUUAUAGUAAUGGACUAUGGAAGCAUGACUGUGCUGUCCUAGGCUGGUUAUAGUAAUGGACUGUGGAAGCAUGACUGUGCUGUCCUAGGCUGGUUAUAGUAAUGGACUGUGGAAGCAUGACUGUGCUGUCCUAGGCUGGUUAUAGUAAUGGACUAUGGAAGCAUGACUGUGCUGUCCUAG
Messenger RNA from Oncorhynchus keta (chum salmon), 2258 nucleotides. RefSeq names its product short coiled-coil protein a (gene scoca). Gene Ontology annotation, cellular component: trans-Golgi network. Lineage: Eukaryota; Metazoa; Chordata; Actinopteri; Salmoniformes; Salmonidae. The record is from RefSeq and is a predicted model, not a curated record. The coding region runs from base 240 to 602 and encodes 120 amino acids. The transcript is spliced from 4 exons.